Messenger RNA from Drosophila suzukii, 470 nucleotides. Its product is annotated as 5-hydroxyisourate hydrolase. Lineage: Eukaryota; Metazoa; Arthropoda; Insecta; Diptera; Drosophilidae. The record is from RefSeq and is a predicted model, not a curated record. Gene Ontology annotation, biological process: purine nucleobase metabolic process. Gene Ontology annotation, molecular function: hydroxyisourate hydrolase activity.
AUCAAAGAUUUAGAUAAAAGUAUUUAUACGUAGAUACUCCUGGUCUUUAUUCUUUGAGUUGCCUUCAGAAUGGAAGCACGUAAAUUGUCUACCCACGUACUGGACACCUCAGUGGGCAAAGCUGCUGCCAAUGUCAGAGUAACCGUUUCCAGACUGGACGAGAUCCAGGAGUGGAGAUCGCUUCGAGCUGCCCAAACCGAUGCGGAUGGUCGUAGUCUGCUUUUGGAGCCUGGUCAAUUUCCCAGCGGAAUCUACAAGCUUACUUUUCACGUUGGCGCCUAUUUUGCAGAGCGCCAUGUGAGGACCUUUUAUCCAGCUGUUGACAUUAUUGUGGAUUGUAGUGAGAAUCAGCACUAUCAUAUUCCUUUGUUACUUAAUCCCUUUGGGUAUUCUACCUAUCGGGGAACAUAAAAACAAUGUAUUUUAAAGAAAAAACAAAAAGAAGUAAAUAAAAGUACAUAAUUAAAUGA